CAAGGACGACGGCGAAGGCGCAACAUAGCGCGCGCUUCGUUAUGCUCUUCUCGCGGGGUUGAAACUCGGCUCAGUUGGAUCGCGACACCCUCCGCCGAAGGGUCGAGCGCGACAGGGUUGUGACGGUAGAGUUUUACCGAUGAGUGUCGCGUUGUGGCUCUCGUAGACGUCCCUUAUUUUUGUUCUUUCGACAUCCGCGAGAAUAAAUAUAUCACGCGGGUAGUCGAAGAUAAUAUUGCAAAAUGUUUUAAUUAACUGCGUACGUAGAAGAAACAUUAAAGAUUCCUAAUUAAUUGAGAAACGACGAUUAUUUUAUAUUUCUGUUAAGAGACCCAAGAAACAUAACCAUUUUUUUUUACUGUAUGCAUAUGUAAAGUGCGCUUUCGCCGAAGUCGCGCGAUUUAAUGAUUGAUAAAUAUCGAUUUGAAAAAAAUCGGGAACAUUAAACUAUGAUUCCGAGCUCCGCUACAACUGAAGAGCUAUUCUGUCGAAGAGAUUAGAAAAUCUUGAAACGCGGGGUCGGUAGAUCGAUAUGCCGAUGAUCGAUUGCGCGCGCGACGAGUCGCUGCAGUAAGUAAAAGUAAACGUGAAUCGUCGUUUUAUCGGCACGUGCGUUGUGCUUCCACGACUGUCGGCGGAAUCGACAACCCAAGGUCGUCGUGGUGGCCGGUGACGGUGAGAGCAAGGUCGUCAGGGUCGCGGAAUCGCGAGGAGAAUGUGGAGGAAAGACGCGACCAGGCUGGCCAGACUGAUCGUCGUCGCCACGCUAAUUUCUCUGACCGCCGCCGGAAGCUGCAGCUCUGCGAAGCUCUGUUGCCAGGGCCGGGACUCGGGCUGCGUCAUUCAGAAGGAGUCGCCGAACGCGAUUAUCGAGAGCCCGCGCGACAAGCCGUGCUACUGCGACCACGCAUGUCUCAAGCUCGCCGAUUGCUGCGACGACUUCAAGGAGACCUGCGGUGUGGUCGACUGCGUGGUGAGCGAAUGGAGCCCGUGGUCUCUGUGCGAUAACGGAUGCGGAAGUGGCACUCAAAGGCGCAGCCGGGAGAUCGAGAUCGUGGAAAAGAACGGCGGAAAGCACUGUCCGCCGUUGGACCACUUGGACCAGGAGAGGACGUGCCACAGCUUCCACGAAUGUCACGCCGGGAUUCGCUCGCAGCAGCCGCAUGCCAAAAGUGUGACGCUCCUUGCGAUUUUUCCGGGCGACGGCAACACCACGGAUGUAAGGAUCAAGGAUAGGAUCGUCGAUAAAAGAGGCAGCUGCAUUCCUUUCACCAUUACGUGGAUCUCGCGGGGUUGCAGCAAGUUUUUGGAGUUACUUGGGAAAGGUUUGUCGAUUUGCGUGGAGCGUCCCGGUAACGAGAGUCUGGACAAAUACGUGGGAUACGGCAAGUGGAAGCUAUCGACCGAUAUUCUUGGUAGCGGCAAUCGGCACGGGCGAUCGACGAGUUCGAUCUGCCACGGAAGGUGGUACGGCGAUUCGCAGCUGGUGGACUGUCACGAUUCGCGAUGCGUUCGAAAAUCAACCCCGUACACGACCGCGCAAUGGUUCCGGCGCCGACGUCGCAGGGGCGCGAGCGGCAACGUCGUCGUCAGCAGUACGGACAGAGUCCUGAGGAGACGUAGGAGAGGCAGACGACGGAAGAGGAGUCGGAGAAGAAGGCGCGACGUCGUCGUCACGGAACGGUGAACGUUCCGCGGAGCACUGUCGCAGCUCCCGCGAGUGUCAUCGAUGUUAGAAUCCCUUUCCCUCUCACUCGCUCUUUCUCCUUAUCCAUUAUUAUGCGGGAUGUAUCGUAAGACGUUGAAGACACUUGAGGAACGGAUUCUUUGAGCAACUCGAUUCGAUAGAGAAAAGCCGGUUUUUCCAGGAAAAAUAUCGAGGCAUCGAUUUGAAAUUAUAAUUAAUUGAAGUCUGACACUACUUCGUAAAUUAAGCUUCAAAGCUAUGCAGGUAGAUGGCAAACGCAGAAGCGUUUACUUCUUAUUUAAGUUCAAGUUUACUUUAAUAGAAUUUUAAUUUGAGACUAUAUUCGAUUGCCGAGACAUUUAAUUUUAAGAAUAAGAUGGCGUUCAAUUAAAUUCUCGCUGUAGAAAAAUCCGCAUCGGAUUAGUCAAAGAAUCCGUUCUUAAAAUACAUGCAGACUUUAUGUAUCACGGAUACGUCCUGUAUACUUAAUUUAAUAUUACUACGGCGUGGUUUUGUUAUCUUUUAUAUUUAAUUCCCUCUUGCAUCGUUUACAUUAAUCUAUUCUUAUUUAUUUAGUUACCUUUGGACUUCAGAACUUUUCCUAUACGUUAAGUUUUUCUGCAGGAGGACUGAAGCUGUACAAUGAACAUGGAAUAAAAUCGACUCUAUUUGCUUUCGCUCUUUUUUUUCUCUUCUACUUUGGCUGAACGUGGCAAUCGUACGGACCCAUUGCCUAGAUUACCCCCGAUAAUUAUCAUAUCGAUUUUAUCAUUAGCGCAAGCUUGCAAAACGUCCGUAGGGAGACGAGUGAAUAUCUUAUUCCCUUUGGAAGGAAUCGCAAGAUAAUCGAUAUCGGCGACGUUAGAAUUAUGAUUUACGCAGAGAUUAUAAAUUUCAUAAAUUUACUGGAUGACGCGCUUGGGGGAAUAAGAAUGCCACGGAAACGAGUGUUGAUAAAAUAUGUACAUGUUGCAUUAAUUUGCCAUUUACCCUUUCCUCUCCUUUAUCUUUUCUUUCUCUUCAUCUAAUCUAAUAUAUUGUACGCGUUUGUCGGAUAGAUAUAAAGUAUAUUCAUAUAUAUUCGUAGCAAGCGGAUAAAAAGGAUUUUAUCAUUAUUAUAAUCAUAAAUAAUUGUAUUUUAUUAAUAACAUGACUAUCAUAAUAUCUUCCAUAAGAUAGAAAAUUUAUAAGAUCAGAGAUAUACUGCCUCGUGCAUAAUUUUCUUUAAUUAUAUUUUUGUGUUCCGUCUAUUAUAAAUAUUCUACAUACAAUAUUAGAUACAGAGUGUGUCUUAAAACUGUCACUCAUUUAUUACUCGCCGGAUACGCUCCGACAUUGAAAAAAGGGAUAUUUCUUUUAGAUUCCAACAUUCAUAAUAACGUUCAUUCCCUUUGCGAUGUUACCCUCUGUAAGCCUUGAAAAUAAUUUUCGAUGUUCCUAAGUGUAUAUAUAUUAUCCAACUUAUUACACACAUAUCGUAAGAUAUAAUAAAAUUUCCGUACAAUCCCGAUUUAGUUUUUAGUAUUUGCGGCUCUAAGUGCGUGGAAUCAUUAUUUCUCUUCAUGAGAAACAUAUCGGCGUGACGAGAGGAUAGACGCUCUCGAACUGAAAUGAACAAAAUGUAAAAGCACAGUCAAUAAAGAGCACUUGCACAUCUGGA
This is a messenger RNA of Wasmannia auropunctata (little fire ant), 3347 nucleotides long. It is a transcript of the gene vex, whose product is annotated as somatomedin-B and thrombospondin type-1 domain-containing protein. Lineage: Eukaryota; Metazoa; Arthropoda; Insecta; Hymenoptera; Formicidae. The transcript is spliced from 5 exons. The record is from RefSeq and is a predicted model, not a curated record. Bases 716 to 1687 code for a protein of 323 amino acids.